AUGUAUGCUAAAUACGAAACAAAGAGAGUUUUCCGUUUUAUUUUGAAAGCGUUGAAAUAUCUUGGACUCUAUCCAGCCAAAAAUGCCAGCACGUCGUAUUAUAUUUACUCAUUCCUACUUAACAUUAUUGUGACAUUUUACUAUCCGAUCACCAUGGUUGUCAACCUGUUUUUGUUGGAAGAUACGAGUCAGCUAUUCGGGAAUGCAUCAGUAACUUUUGCGGAUGCAAUGUCAGCCAUGAAGUCAUUGAAUACAUUUUUCAAGCGCAAGCAGCUUCGUCGAAUUAAUGAGCUCCUGGAAGAUUUCGAUAGCCGUGUGGAGGAAGUUAACGAUCACGAUGAGCAUAGAUAUUUAGAAGGAAUCAUUAGGACUGAAAAUCGGAUCCUGCUAAGCUACUUCAUCCCAUUCACUGCCUAUCAGCUUAUUGGAACUUGGAUUAAUAUUUACCAGAAUAUGUUAAGCGACUCUUACCCUGGCUUAUAUUUGUGGAUUCUAAAAGGACAUUACCACGCCCUCAACAUCAGAGUAUCAAAAAUAGGACAUAAUCUUCGGAAAACCAGUGAGGAAUACUUCCACGAACUGAUGAAAUGUAUUGGGGAUCAUAAAAGGAUACUGGAGUACCGCAACGUUUUUGAGGAAACCUUUAGUGGAGUCCUACUCAUGCAGUUUUUCGUAACUGAGUUGACCCUUUGCAUCACAGCCAUUUAUAUUUUUUAUGUUGAUAGCAAGGCGGAAAUUAUUUAUACGGGAGUGUAA
This is a messenger RNA of Hermetia illucens (black soldier fly), 756 nucleotides long. Its product is annotated as odorant receptor 2a-like. Gene Ontology annotation, biological process: sensory perception of smell; detection of chemical stimulus involved in sensory perception of smell. Gene Ontology annotation, molecular function: odorant binding; olfactory receptor activity. Gene Ontology annotation, cellular component: plasma membrane. The transcript has 4 exons. Lineage: Eukaryota; Metazoa; Arthropoda; Insecta; Diptera; Stratiomyidae. The record is from RefSeq and is a predicted model, not a curated record. Bases 1 to 756 code for a protein of 251 amino acids.